Mangifera indica (mango) is the source of this 1688-nucleotide messenger RNA. RefSeq names its product protein BIG GRAIN 1-like B. Gene Ontology annotation, biological process: auxin-activated signaling pathway. The record is from RefSeq and is a predicted model, not a curated record. The transcript has a single exon. Bases 442 to 1662 code for a protein of 406 amino acids. NCBI's taxonomy places the organism in Eukaryota, Viridiplantae, Streptophyta, Magnoliopsida, Sapindales, Anacardiaceae.
CUUUCUCUUUCAAAAAUUCUCUCUUCUCUCUUCAGGCGUGAGGUUUGGCUUUUGAUUACAAAAACUCUUUUACAAAGCCAUCAAGAACCCAUCAAUGGCUAUGCCUCAUUCUUUUUCUUCUCAGUUUCAUGAGACCCAAAAAGAAUUACACAAUAACAAGAGUAGUAUUUCUUUUAUCACCACAUCUUCACUUCUCUGUCAUCAUCUUUCUCUUCACAUUCAUGGUUUUGUUUCUUUCUUCACUUAUGUAUAAUCAUUCUCUCUCUUUUUCUUCCAAUUUAUUCUCAACUUCAUCAGCUUUUGAUUGAUAUAUAGUUUCUUCUCUUUGAAGCAGACAAAGAAGAGAAAACAAUAUCAUUUGAAACCUACUGUUUCUGUUCUCUUUCAUUAAUUCUUGUGUGAUUUUGUUUAUUAUUAUAAAACCUUCAGUUGAGUUUUUCCAUGGAUGUGUGGGAGAAGUAUUCGUUGAGAGAAGACCAUCAUCUUCGUCAUCAGAGCCGAAACAGGAGGGAGAAUAAUAACAAUCCUUCUUUCUCUUCUACUCUUCUCGACGCUAUUUACCGUUCCAUCGAUGAAUCCAACGGUAAAGGCGACGACGAUGAUCGAGAGGUGAUUUUUUAUAGAGAAUCCAUGAGGAAGAAGAAGCACGGGCAUGGAGUGCAAGAAGAUGAUCAAAUGGCUCGUAUGCAACGCGCUUGCAUGAUCGAGAGGUGGAUGGAGAAGAAAGUGAGCUGUGAAAAGGUCAUUGUUCGAAGAAAUUCCUUGGCGGAUUUUGAAACAAAGCAUCAUUUUGACAAUUCGGUUUUGUUGAACUCGAGUUCCAGUUCUUCAGAAUCCAGCUGUGGUGGAGGCUUCUCGUCGUCGGAAUCCGACUCCUUUUACGGUGCAAAAUCAAGAUCCAAAUCAAGUUCUUGUUAUUCCAUUCAAAAGCCUAAACCAGUUCGAACCAGCAUCUCUUCAUCCCGCCCCGAGAAAGAUUGUGUUUCAUCGCAAAAGGAGACGGCGGGGGCGCCAAAGCACGAAGGAGGUUCCGGGAAGAUGAAACUUUCCAAAGCCUUGAAAAUUUACAGUGAUUUGAAGAAAGUUAAGCAGCCGAUUUCCCCCGGUGGGCGACUCGCGAACUUCUUAAACUCUAUUUUCACCGCAGGAAAUGCAAAGAAGGGGAAGAUUAUUAACUCAUCACAGCCAGAAUCGGCUUGUUCAUCAGCCUCCUCCUUCUCAAGGUCUUGUUUGAGCAAGACGCCGUCUUCGAGAGGGCAGUUAAGCAACGGAACCAAAAGAUCAGUCAGGUUUUUCCCUGUAAGUGUGAUAGUUGGCGAAGAUUGCAGGCCCUGUGGGCACAAGGAUUUGUAUGAAAACACUAACAAGAAUGAAGAGGUUCAUUAUCGUAUCAUGAAUGAGAGCCAAAGAGUUCAAGAAGCGGCCAGGGAGUUGCUGAAGAAUUAUCAUCAGAAGAAGGAGUUGGAUAAUGAUCUAGAGUUGGAUGAUGGAGAAGAAGAAGAAGAUGAUGAUGAUGAUGCAAGCUGUGCAAGUUCAGAUCUUUUUGAAUUGGAUAAUCUUUCAGCCAUUGGAGCAAUCGAAAGGUACCAAGAAGAAUUGCCGGUUUACGAAACAACCCAUCUUGAUACUAAUCGAGCCAUCGCAAAUGGUUUGAUCUUGUAAUUCUAAGGAAAAAAAAAGUUUCUAAU